GGUUUUAUGAGACCAGAAGCGAGUGUGUAACUUGAAAAACAUGCCUGAAAUCAAACUCAAGCAUGUCGUGUCAUGCAGCAGUGAGGACAGCACUCACAAAGCAGAUAAUCUCCUGAGCUCCGACACGUAUAGGAAAUGGAAAGCUGCGAGACCUGGAGAGAAGCAAGUUUCAGUCAUUCUUCAGCUGGAAAAGGAAGAGCAAAUUCACAGCAUAGACAUUGGAAAUGAAGGCUCUGCUUUCAUUGAGGUCCUUGUUGGACACUCCACGUCAGUCAAAGACCAAGACUUUCAGGUUCUGCUGGUCACGUCGUCUUUCAUGUCGCCCACGGAAAGCCGUAACGGCACAAACACAAACCGCGUGCGUCUCUUCGGGCCGAGCCAGCUGGUGAAGGCCAUGGCACAGGAGAAGUGGGACUGUGUGAAGAUCGUGUGCAGUCAGCCGUACAGCAAGUCAAUAGCGUACGGAGUUGCCUUCAUAAAGCUGCACUCUCCUCCGGACGCUAACGAUGUUCCUGUCUCGACUCCUCCGGUGAGUGCUGCCCCUCCGGCGUCCCGCUGUUUGACGGCCUGGAAUCGCCAUCAAAGCCGUCAGACUUAUUUCAGCUCCUGGACUCCAUGUUCAGACAUUCCCAUCCAGUUCCAGUUAAACUCAAUCUCUGUUUCUCGUUGUUUUUCCAGGUAUCUCAUGAACGGAGCCGAGUCCAGUUCAGAGAGUGAGGCAGAAGAGGAUGAGAGCGAGGAGGAGACGCAGAAAGCGAAAACACCAGAAAAGAGGCAGACGACCCCAAAAAAGCAGCCGAUUAAGGAAGAGGAGGAGGAGGAGGAGUACGGAGGUUCAACAGAUGCUGAAGAUCCAGCGGAUGACGGGUCUGGCAUGGACACUGAAGAUGAGCUGAACAGGGUGGAAAUGGAGAGCAGGAGGAAGAAAGCAGCGAAGGAAAGUGCAGCGGUUCAGGUGAAAGAUGAAGAUCUGUACGGCGGCUCUACUGAUGAGAACACGGAUGCUGAGGAAGAGGAGGAUAAACCCAUCCCCGAACUACCAGACUUCCUAACAGGAAAACGCUUCUAUCUUUACGGCAAGUUCCCUGACAACCAGAAGAGGCAACUUCAACGCUACAUCAUCGCCUUCAACGGAGCUGUCGAAGACUACAUGAGCGAGAAGGUCCAGUUUGUCGUCACCAGCGAGGGAUGGGACGAAUCGUUUGAGGAUUUUCCAUUUGCAGUCAUGGUUGUCUUGCUCUGCAGUCGUGCCAGCUUUACCUCGCCGAAGCGUCACAUUCGUUCCCUUGAGCAAAGUUCUUGA
Sinocyclocheilus grahami is the source of this 1303-nucleotide messenger RNA. RefSeq names its product DNA repair protein XRCC1-like. Gene Ontology annotation, cellular component: nucleus. Gene Ontology annotation, biological process: single strand break repair; base-excision repair. The record is from RefSeq and is a predicted model, not a curated record. Gene Ontology annotation, molecular function: damaged DNA binding. Lineage: Eukaryota; Metazoa; Chordata; Actinopteri; Cypriniformes; Cyprinidae. Bases 41 to 1303 code for a protein of 420 amino acids. The transcript is spliced from 13 exons.